Messenger RNA from Hydatigera taeniaeformis, 2532 nucleotides. The record is from the annotation of a GenBank genome assembly. Lineage: Eukaryota; Metazoa; Platyhelminthes; Cestoda; Cyclophyllidea; Taeniidae.
AUGCUCACCAACCUUUCUAACAAAUUGGCCGCAACCUUCGGUCGUCCGCUUAAGUCUCCAUCCAAAUCCCCCACCGACUCUGCUGUUUCGGUCCCUUUGGCUGAGUGGCCGAGUGAUGUGACAUUAUCAGGUGAACCGCUGUUUACCCGCCACCUCACUUCCACUGAUUUGGACGCGCUCGAAGAAGCUGCAGGUCUUGGUCCGCCCAGCUGGUGGCUUGAUGCGGAGCUUGCGUGCUCUGAUUCCUCUCUUGCCGGCAAAGACACACUCUCUUAUGAAGAGGAAGUUGCUCUGACGGCUAUGCUCCGGGCUCCCUUUGAGCAAGCGGGUCCAAUUCGAUCAGCAGCUAGUGGACUAUUGGAUCGGCUGAAUGAGCUUGAGCGUUUACAAGCUCUUGCAUUGGAAGAAGGUAGAAGACGGGCACAAGGGAAGGAAAAGAGAGUGCGACAUCAUUCCACCCUACGUCUUGCAGCGAAAUCGGUCGAUGGUGAAGACGAGGAGAAGGUAGCUGUGGAACAGAAAGAAAAUGUUGGUGGACUUCAUCGCAGAGAUACAUAUGCUGUGAAUAAGCGUCCGCCAGUUUCUUCCACUCCCAUGAAAACGUAUCAAAAGCAGCAACAAGAUGCACUGAAUCCUAGAUUUUGCAAGAGUCCUGAGCGGAGGGAAACAAAUCGUUCGGAGGCCUGUAAUCUCCAGAAGACAUACUCCAAGAAUUCGCUUAAUCUACUUCACGUGGAAGGUGAACUCCAACGCUCUCUUGACGCCAACCUUGCGGCCUCGGACUUGAGUGGCAACUCUACCCAACUCAUGGGUCGCACUUUCGAUGCCGAGGAGUUGAGUGACGUUUUUCCCAGUCCACGAGCUUCUAUAGAGCGGCUUAGUGCUGUCCAUCCUCCACCUCCUCCCACACCCUCUUCAGAGCUGCCUCAGGGUGCCACUCGUCACCUUACUUUUGUCCGUCAUCCUGCUCAAUCACGAAAUCUUCAGCGUACUGAAACUCUUGUUCCCCGUCCCUCUGCUUCACCAAUGCGCAGCGCUUGUCCACAGACCCCUGUCGCCAAUGGAGUUCAACACAAACACUCCGCUCCUGAUAUCAUGCUUAUGAAAACUAGCGACUCAGGGUCUAAUAUCUUUCCUACCAACAUGUCUGAUGCCAUGGCGCUGGUACGUGAACAAGAAAUGAAGCUUCGUGCAUCCAGCGGACGAACUGGUGAAAUUAAUGUUUCUCUCACGAGCUCUAUCGAUAGUAGUGGAGGUGGUCACGGUCGGAGUAAUGAUCGGUUAAAUAGGUCUUUCCAGGGCGAAGGCGGCAGUUUGUCUCAUAUUUUUGAGCAACGCGGGGUCAAGGAUGUUCCUCCGCGCUAUGAUCCUGGAGGUAAACGCGCAGUAGGGAGUGACUUGUUGCGGAACAAGUCCUCUUCACAAUCUAGUCUAAAAGACAUGGCUUCGUUGACGGAGAUAAUGCGGGCACAGGCAGAAUCACUUCGAGCCUCGGGCGAGCAGGUAAUGCAGAAGGUGCGUUCUCGGGGCUCUCUUUCUCGAUCAAUGGAGGGGUCUUUGAGAGGUUCCAACUCGUCGAUCGGAAGCAGAGAGGCCUUGCCUCGACAACCACCAGUGGCUGCGACGUCUCAGAAGGAGCCUGUCCGCCAUCAGUCUAUCGAACGACCCACCGAGCUACGCGACUCAGGUGCUACGUAUGAUUUGAACGUUACUCGUGCAUCAUUAAGUAGUAGCAUCCAGUCCAAUGAUGUUGCACCGCCAAGGCAGUCUACUUCUCCAGUGGCAUUGCGUCGUCCGCCGCGUGGCAGCAUAUCCAACGUUCCUCCGCCUCUCGCUCUACCAAUUGACGCAGAGGCUAUCUCACCAGAUACGCCAUCAACUGCGAAAACCGCUCGUCCAGGCAGCUACUUGGAGCAAUUGCAAAACGCCAAGCAUGCAAGCAGUGCGGUGGAGGCUUGGGUGGCGGACACAAUGACCACAUUGAACUCCGGAACAAUGCGUAUAGACUUAUCUGCUUCGAGCGAGUCAUUUGGCGGUUUGAGGGACAGUUCAGAGACCUAUGCGUUGUCAGAACAUCCAGAAGAACGUCAAAGAGAGUUGCCACGUCCCGGUGGGAUGCGAGCCCCGAUGCCAAGGCCGGUGAAACCGCCACAAAAUCUGGCUGCAAACUCGGAAAAUGUGAUGACAAACUCGCAGCGUACAUUGACUGCAAAGACGCCAACCACACCUACUGGAGGGCCUCCAGCAGUUAUGCGUCGAGGGAUAGCUCCUACUGCGAUUUCUGGUAGUGGAAGAGGAGGAAGAGGACUAUCGUCAAUCCGUCCACCAAGUGUUCCUCGUUCACAACCGCUAAAUAGGAAUUUGGCCACGGUGAGGAGUUCCUCAGCUCUUGGGAGUGCCAGAGGACAGGCAUCACAGCUUCGACCACCGACAAGAGUGAAGCUGCCCUCAUCACUGCCAAGAGGCCGUUUUACUCGAGGCAGUGGGAGUGCACCGAGAGUGACCUCGCAUAAUCCCCUACCACCAGAGUGA